Messenger RNA from Chaetomium fimeti, 1370 nucleotides. RefSeq lists its product as uncharacterized. The record is from RefSeq and is a predicted model, not a curated record. Lineage: Eukaryota; Fungi; Ascomycota; Sordariomycetes; Sordariales; Chaetomiaceae. The coding region runs from base 286 to 1158 and encodes 290 amino acids. The transcript has 2 exons.
ACCGAAAGCGAUCCGCCCACAAGCAGCUUCGGAUGAGCGUCACUCCUUAGUUACAACCGCCCCCCGCGUUGUCCCGACCCCUUCCCCAUCCCCAAGCCCCUUCGACUCGAAAACACCGCCAGCGUCUCUGCUCAUCGAACUCUAUCACCAUGGCCUUUUCCAACGACAACAUGUACCAAUACAACGGGUACCCUCCAGCGGCUCAGAAGGCUGUACUCUCCAUCUCCGAGGUACGCCACUCUGCCACGUCGCCAUCUACGGCUCAAGCGCUAACCCACUGGACAGAUGUUAAACCCCGCGGCACCGGCUAGCCCUCAUUCAGCCCGGUACGGGGCGGCAUCAUCUCCUGGGGCGUGGUCCCCGAGCGACGGGGUUCCAUCCCCAAGUAACUACACAUACUCCCAGCCGGAGCGCGCAGGCUGGGACUACCACCCGACGCCGCCGCCAACGCGGCUCCCGCCCAUUUCGGUACCAUCCUCAGAGAGCCCGGCCGGAGGGUACGCCGGAGACGGUUAUAGAAACAGCCACAGCUCCUGGGGCGGCGGCAGCGGAGCCAGCUCGCCACGGGUAUUUGGCGGCUUCAACUCCAUCGACGGCUCCCGGCACCACCACAUGCCCACCGGCGGCGGCCUCGCCCGCGGCGAACGCGAGACCUCGCUUUCAACACUCGACGGCUCGGAGGGACCUGUCAAGGCGUCCGGGAAGACGCGGCAGAACUUCCCGGGCCCGGUCACCAAAAUCUUCAACGAGUGGGCCGAGAAGCGGAUCCUAGUCAACGACGACCGGUGCCGGUUCACCAAGAGCGAGAUGGUGACCAUCGCGUCCGUCACAGACGUCGAGCUGAAACAAGUCGAGAACUGGUACACCAACCACCGCCGGCGCGGCUUCCCCCAGCAGAUGAUCGACGUGCUGCACCGCGAGGCCAAGGCCGUCGAGCGCAAGUACCGCGAGGCCGACCAGCUGGCGCAGGGGGCCGCCGCCGGCGGCGGCGGGAAUGCGUCGUCCCCCGGGGAGUUGUUGAGGGCGCAGGCCGAGGCGGCGGGUCUCCGCGCGCGCCUGGCUGAUUUGCGGCAGUGGGAGCAGGCCGCGAGGCAGAGGUUGGCUGCGCUGAAGGCGAAGGUGCGGGAGGGGAAGAGGAAGGGGGCGGGGGGGAGGUAGUUGUUUUGUUGGGGUUGGUGUGUGGUGGAUGGGUUCGGGAGGUUCUUGGAGCGUUGUGUUUUUUUUUUUUUACUUCUUCCUCUUCUUCUUUUUGGUUCUUUACUUUUUUUUCCCGGGUUUAGGUUUAGGUACGCGGUGCGGUGUAUGGGUUGGCAUCAAAAGGUUGGGUCGGGCUCACGCCCGGAUGGGUGGGUUGAGCAGAGGAGUUGGUU